Messenger RNA from Dermacentor silvarum, 4144 nucleotides. Its product is annotated as zinc transporter ZIP10-like. The transcript is spliced from 15 exons. Bases 505 to 2748 code for a protein of 747 amino acids. Gene Ontology annotation, molecular function: zinc ion transmembrane transporter activity. Gene Ontology annotation, cellular component: membrane. The record is from RefSeq and is a predicted model, not a curated record. Lineage: Eukaryota; Metazoa; Arthropoda; Arachnida; Ixodida; Ixodidae. Gene Ontology annotation, biological process: intracellular zinc ion homeostasis; zinc ion import across plasma membrane.
GCCCCACGGCGAGCCUCCUUGCCGCGCGGGAAGACUUCACUCGGCCAUCGCCUCGGCGAUGCACAACGUCAUAGAGCACCGUCGUGUCUUGUCUCUCGUUGAGUGGACCGUGCGCGGGUGUCUCUCUUCGUCCGUCACCGCCGGUGUUCCAUUUCACUACUGGUCGCACCUCUGUGUCGUUGUCUGCCCGGCCCACCACGCGCGGCAGAGGGUCAGCGAGGACCUGUUGCCCAUGCCAGCCUAAGCUCUGCCUUGUUCCGUUUAUAUUUUAUUUUCGUGCUUCCGAAGCGUCUCGGGAGUGUCACUUUGCCGGCCGUGCGCCCGUCCGCUUCUGUAAACGACAGUUGUGCUCGCUUCCUCGCGCGGCGGCGGCGCGCAUUUUGGGAGCGUCGGUGAGGAGGAGGUUCCGUUGACUGGCUGCCUCAGCUGCUUCGGGACCGGAGUGCCCCGGGAGAAGCCACUCAGCUGAGCGUCGCGCCUCCUCCCAUACUCUGAUUGUUGAGGAUGAGGGUGUUCAGCCUGGAGGACUUUCACCAGCUGGUGGCCAACCAGUGCCAGAAGGCGUGUCUCGUGGCUGGCCUUUGCCAGCAGCGUCGACCAGGACAUGCACCGGCCAGUGGACUGGCAAGGAAACAAAGACUGUUGAAGGUUCUGAAAUCAAGGCAUCACAGAAGUACCCAUUGCUACCGAGCCAUGUGUUUCUGGUGUCACAUAUUCCUGUGCGUGCUGAGUGCGGUGCCAUCGCUGGAGGCAAAAGAGACGCCCGAGCGCUUCCGCGACCACGAGUACUUCCUGCGCAAGCUCUUUGACAAGUAUGGACACGACGGGCAGAUGACCUUUGAAGGCUUCGAGCACCUCCUCGAGAACCUCGGCCUGGCACGCAUCACCAUACGAGAUCACGACCUGUCUGCCCACCGGCCAGAAGGUGCUAAUGUGGGAUUUGUGAAUCGCCAUGCUAACCACAUUCACGGCGAUGUGGUGGAUGCUGUUGUGGAUGGCCACCACAACCACCAGCACAGUGGCGACGAGUCGGAUCAUACACACACGACUGAGGGAGCUCACCUUGUGAGGGUGCAGAGGGACCUUUCUAGUCAGGAUGGCACAGAAGCAGCCGAUUCCUCUAACACAACAGAAGCCCCCAGCGUGCCAAAGGUUACAGUCAGGACAAGGACAGCAGAAGUCUCGUUUGAAAAGUGCCUAACAGCAACAGAAAUUCUACACACUGUAGACACAAGUCCUGAGGCUAAUGUCAUAAACCUCAAGGACUUUAUGCACCUGUGUCCGGCGCUCGUCUAUCAGCUGGAUGAGAAACAUUGUUCUCUGCCAGAGGCCAACCGCCACAUCCACCAUCAUAGCGACAGUGAAGAAACAACAGUAGACUUUAAAGUGUGGAUGUAUGCCUUCCUUGGUGUACUCGGCAUCAGCCUGACUGGCCUGCUCAGUGUGGCCAUAGUGCCGCUCAUGCAGAAAGUCUUCUAUCACACACUCAUCCAGUUCUUGGUGGGACUUGCUGUCGGGAGCCUAACGGGCGAUGCCCUCCUGCAUCUGCUGCCUCACGCUAUGUCCGGCCACCACCACGAGCACUCGGAAGAAGGCGGUGACGGGGAGAACUAUGUGUGGCAUGGCCUUGCUGCCCUUGGAGGCAUCUACCUGUUCCUGAUUGUGGAACGCUUCCUCUCUAUACACUCCAACCACAAGCAUCGCAAGCACAGUCCACGAUCCAACAACAGCAUACAGUCGAACCCAACACCAAAGAAGCUUCGGCGCUCCUCCCAAGAUGACCAGGGCAAGGUUGUGGGAGAGAAGCUGUCCCACCACAAGCAAGGCUCCUACGGCUUUGUAGACUCUUCCGGAAUGGAGGCCCUUGAACGGCUAACGGCAGUUCCGGCUGAAGAACUGGAGCUGUCACCUUUGGGCGAGGGCUAUGUGGAGAUCAUGGACCUUCAUGACUCCGAGCUGCAUCACCCCAUGGGUGGCAUGGAGACGCAGCCUGAAAAGGACCUGCUGGUCAUAGUCAAGAAUGGUGGCUCCAAGCUUCCCUCCACCCCAAGGUGCCCACCAUCACCUUUGCCACAGGAUGAGGAGAACCACAGGCAUCCACUUUGCCAUGGCUCCCGGGACCCAGGCACAGAAGAGUGCCAUACAGAAACCUUGGUCUAUCGCCAGACGGGUGAAGAGCACAGUUUCACGCUAACCGUAGCCGAUCACCAUCACCACCAUCGCCACAGCCAUGCACACAGUCAUGAGGUGCCAUCUUCUAUUGCUGCCAUGGCCUGGAUGGUGAUCAUUGGCGAUGGUCUUCACAACUUUUCUGAUGGACUUGCUAUUGGUGCGGCAUUUGCAUCGGGUCUUUCUGGUGGCCUUAGUACAACAAUUGCUGUGUUCUGCCAUGAACUUCCUCACGAGCUGGGCGACUUUGCGGUGCUGCUCAAGGCAGGAAUGUCGGUGAAGCAGGCGGUAUUUUACAACGUGGUGUCAUCUGUGCUCUGCCUGUUGGGAAUGGCUAUUGGCAUCUCUCUAGGAAAUGUCCACUCGGCCUCAUCGUGGAUCUUUGCUGGAGUCGGUGGCAUGUUCCUUUACAUUGCUCUAGUUGACAUGCUUCCAGAGCUGUCGGUGAACCCAAACUACGGCAAUGCGAGGGCUGUGCACCAGCUUGGAAUUCAACUGCUGGGCAUAUCGCUGGGGGUGACCACGAUGUUUGUGAUUGCCCUGUACGAGCGAGACCUCCAAAGACUUAUGAGCCCUUAGUUUCUUACUCGCCACUACGAGGCGUCAACCAACAUACACCAGCACCAGUGUGGACAUGUUCACCAUUCUUUCAACUCGUUCAUCCAACCACUUCACAUUGAUGAUGCAUUCUUGCGGUCGAGGCCUCGCAUAACUCGACCCACACGAGCAAGAUGCCAGAGGGGUUGUGCCAGAAAGAAGUUUCAUCGGGCCAGCAGUUGUUCUUGAGCUCCAUUGGUUGUGGAUAGCCAUUUGUCAGAGGUGUGUGCUGCGCCCUGAAUCGAGCCCUUGUGCUUGAUACGUGUGUGUGUUGUGCGUGCUGAACGGUGCUGUGUUCAUGAUUACAGACUAGUUUGUGAAAGGAUAAAAAAAUGGUGCAUGGCAUUAGCAAGGAUGAUGCUUAGGUAAUUUAUCUGAAGGACACUACAUUGUGCUGUGUUCAGCAAUACAGUGCGUGCAACUUUGUUUUGAACAUCCUGUUGACCGCCCACAUCAUCUGUGCCUGCCAGUUUUGUUUGUAUCCUUCCCUUUUUUGUUUUACUUGUUAAGCACAAUCAAUCUUGGUCCACACUUAGUUUCAAUGUUGCCUCUGUUGACUGAUGUCAGUUUAUCCUUGAAGUUAAGGUUGCAUUGGAAAACUUUCAGAUGUAUACCAGAACAAUGUAUCAGUAAGAUGCAGUGAGGAAGUCCUUAAUUCUUCUGGGGCAAUCCUGCAUUCGGAAUGUCAAGUUAGAACAACUUGCAGCGGUACUUCAAUUUCAACAUACUUCAUUUCAACAUGCCUUAUUUCAUUUGUGUUCUGCUCUCUUUUAUCAGUCCUUCAGACCUUUAAAAAAUUCAGCUCAUCAUUUUCAUUAUUUAUGCAGUGUUUGCUGGCAUUUAGUAGCGUACUGUUCGUGUUUAUGUAUAGUUAGGGUGCACUCCCAGCAUGUGUGUGAACUGUUCACUCAUUAUGAUUUGCAACUGGUGGCAUUGUUCUUAUGUUUUAUGCAUGCACAGUGACAAGAUGUGCUGGUAGUGUUCCUUUGCUUGUUCCUGUUCUGUUUGGCUUGCUUAGGUGAACAGAUCGUGGUUUUAUUGUUUUUCUGUUUGUUGCCCAUAGAUUUUAUUUUGCGGUUCGUCUAUUCCGGUGCAGACGCAUGUUUGGGCCAAGCGUGAGUGUUCGCACUGUGCAACGUGUGCACCUCUUGUUGUCGAUGUGCUUGCUCCCACCCACAUAUGUACUCUGCACAGGCAGGCUGUGCUGCCUGGAUGCUUGAGUGGUGCUGCAACGUUUGUAAAGAUUACUGGUUUGCACAUUUUAUUCUUGACAGCAUAGGUUACACAAAUUGUUGCUGUUCAGACUGAGCAGCUUUAUAUAAUAUACAUAUAUCUUUGAUGAUACAUUUUGCUAAUAAAGUCUUUGGGAUGCCAUUGU